Motacilla alba alba is the source of this 4871-nucleotide messenger RNA. It is a transcript of the gene PDE4B, whose product is annotated as phosphodiesterase 4B. Gene Ontology annotation, cellular component: nucleus; cytosol; perinuclear region of cytoplasm. Gene Ontology annotation, molecular function: transmembrane transporter binding; 3',5'-cyclic-AMP phosphodiesterase activity. The coding region runs from base 1735 to 3210 and encodes 491 amino acids. The record is from RefSeq and is a predicted model, not a curated record. Lineage: Eukaryota; Metazoa; Chordata; Aves; Passeriformes; Motacillidae. The transcript has 10 exons. Gene Ontology annotation, biological process: signal transduction.
CGAGGGAAUGAGCGGCUGAGCUGGCGGGGCUGCGCUGGCAGCGGGCAGCGCGGAGACCCUGCAGUGCCACCCGCAGGGAUCCCGCGGAAAGCUGGCGGAGAGGGAGCGCUGCUCCCUGCCAUGCCGGCACCGGUGCAUUUCCAGCGCAGAGCAGCGCGGGCUCCCUGCAGAGCUGGCCGUGCACAGCGCUCUUGUCUUUCUAGUUUAGAGAAAAAAAAAUAACCUGCAAAAAUACCUGUUUGCAGCUGCCAUGAAGGGAGUUUAUUUUGCUAACGCUGAAUUUCCUGACAUCUCUUGCUGGGAGCCGAUAGGGCCCUGCAGCUUUGCACUGACACAAAAUCACCUGGAAGGAGCUCUGCAGGCACUCAUGCUGCUUGAGAGACCCAACCACCCUUAUUUACAUUAUUCCUACACGUACACUCAAUUUUUCCUGCAUUUAUCACCAUGUCCAGCUUCCAGCUCAGGCAGCUGCUGUGUCAGAAGGGUUUGUGAGUCAGUGAUGAUAAAAAAGGGGCUAUUUUCUGUCUUGGCAUUAGGCAGCUGUCCUUAGCCUCACUCUGCUGCAGAUGGGACCUGCUCUAGUCCCUAAUUUGGGAUCUGGGGCAGGGUGUGCUCGGUGCAUCCCCUGGAUCAUCAGAAGGAGCAGGUCUUUUUCCCAGCUGAAAUGCUGGCCUUGGCAGCUCCAGGUUUUUAUGGGGCCAUCACAUCAUGAAAUGGAGGGAUGGGGAGCAUGGAUUGUUCCUGCAGAGCUGCCUGUCCGUGCAGGGGGCAGCCCGAACGGAGACACCUGCAUGGACCUGAGCAGCACCUCCACCUCUCCUUGAAUUAGACCAGGCUUGUUCAGAGCUUUCCGUGGUCCGUCGAGCGCAGAGAACACAAUUUCUGCUCUCUGGGGAUAUUCUGAGUUUAAACAGGCAGAGUGUGAGUGGUGUCCUCUCUUGACUUUGCAAACUCCUUUGCCUCUACCCAAACUGUUACUUGGAGGGCUUUUCCUUGCAAAUCCUUAAACUCUCUUACUGCAGCCCUUGAAGAUGUUUCUGUUAUUCCCAAGUGCUGGAUAACUCGAGCUAGCGGCCCGGGACUGCAGCCCCACCGCUCCGCGUUCCUCUGUCGCUUGCGAGCCGCAAGAUAAACACAACCGAUCUCGCUUUGCUCGGAUUUCAAAGGGCAUUUCGGGCAGAAAAGCGGAGCGGGGCCGCCCCUCGCUUUCGGGAGAGGGUGGCCGAGUAAACAUCUGGCCACGAACGUGAACCGCCGGGGCCGCGCUGGAGGUCGCGGCCGAGUGCCAGCGGUGGAUGUGCCGGGCUGCACAGCGUCCCCUCGCCGCGGCCAGCCCGGCAGCCCCCAGCCCCGUCCCCUUCCUCCGCGAUGUUUCCCUUAAGUGGUGCCGGGCUGUUUAGUCUUCCCCGGGCUUUGCGCUGGAACUUCCUUUGUUUAAUCGCCGCACAAAGAGAGGUUUGUUCGCUGCGGCAGCCGGCGGAACAAAGACGCUUCCACGUCUCCUGUUUUUCCAAGGCGGGAUGAAUCACUGAGCUCCGCGCGGUGCCGGUAUUCCCGGCGAUUUGCGUCGGGGAAGCGGCGCUCGGGGCGCCCGGCGGGGCCGCGCUGGCCGCGCUCCCGCAGCGCCGCUCCGCUCCCGCAGCGCCCCGCGCACCCCGCGCCGCUUUGACGUCGCUCUUUAACCCUUCCCCGGCCGUGCAGCCGCCGCUGCCGAGCAGGACCCCGCGCCUCGGCAUGCUCCAGGAGUUCAAGAGGAUGCUGAACCGGGAGCUCACCCACCUGUCCGAGAUGAGCCGCUCCGGCAACCAAGUGUCCGAGUACAUUUCCAACACCUUCCUGGACAAGCAGAACGAUGUGGAGAUUCCUUCUCCCACCCAGAAGGACAGGGAGAAGAAGAAAAAACAGCAGCUCAUGACACAGAUCAGCGGGGUGAAGAAACUCAUGCACAGCUCGAGCUUGAACAACACCAGCAUCUCACGGUUUGGGGUGAAGACAGAGAAGGAAGAUCACCUGGCCAAGGAACUGGAAGACCUGAAUAAGUGGGGCCUCAACAUCUUCAACGUGGCCAGGUAUUCGCACAACCGGCCGCUCACCUGCAUCAUGUACGCCAUAUUCCAGGAGCGGGACCUGCUGAAAACCUUCAAGAUCUCGUCGGACACGUUCGUGACGUACAUGAUGACCCUGGAGGACCACUACCACUCAGAUGUGGCCUACCACAACAGCCUGCACGCUGCUGACGUGGCCCAGUCCACCCAUGUGCUGCUCUCCACCCCUGCCCUGGACGCUGUCUUCACGGAUCUGGAAAUCCUCGCUGCCAUUUUUGCAGCUGCAAUCCAUGAUGUGGAUCACCCCGGGGUCUCCAAUCAAUUCCUGAUUAACACAAAUUCUGAGCUGGCCCUGAUGUACAACGACGAAUCCGUGCUGGAGAACCACCACCUGGCCGUGGGCUUCAAACUGCUCCAGGAGGAGCACUGUGACAUCUUCCAGAACCUGACCAAGAAGCAGCGCCAGACCCUCAGGAAGAUGGUGAUUGACAUGGUGUUGGCCACUGAUAUGUCCAAGCACAUGAGUCUGUUGGCCGAUCUGAAGACUAUGGUGGAAACGAAGAAGGUGACCAGUUCAGGAGUUCUCCUUCUGGACAACUACACGGACAGAAUACAGGUUCUCCGGAAUAUGGUGCACUGUGCAGACCUGAGCAAUCCCACCAAGUCUCUGGAGCUCUACCGGCAGUGGACGGACAGGAUCAUGGAGGAGUUCUUCCAGCAGGGAGACAAAGAGAGGGAGAGAGGCAUGGAAAUCAGCCCCAUGUGUGACAAACACACGGCCUCCGUGGAAAAAUCCCAGGUGGGAUUCAUCGACUACAUCGUCCAUCCUCUCUGGGAGACGUGGGCUGACCUGGUGCAGCCCGACGCCCAGGACAUCCUGGACACUCUGGAGGACAACAGGAACUGGUACCAGAGCAUGAUACCUCAGAGCCCAUCGCCUCCCCUGGAGGAGCGGGGCCAGGACUGCCAGGGCCUGAUGGAGAAGUUCCAGUUUGAACUGACGCUGGAGGAGGAGGAUUCGGACGGGCCCGAGAAGGACGGCGAGACCCUCGGCUACUUCAGCAAUACAGAGACGCUCUGCGUGGCCCAGCCCGGGGAGGAGGAGCCCCAGAGGGAGGCCACCAUCGAGAUUGUGACAGAAGACACGUCUCCUGUGGACACAUAAUGGCCUGGCCCCGCGGGAGUGGCUUUUAAACACUUGCGGAGCUUGCGAGCGGUCUCCGACAGCCUCUGCAGCCGGGGCUGAGCCUCUGCCAUGGGCUGGCAGAUCCUCCAGCUACUUGAGAUUGGAGUCAGGGUUACAGAUGGGGUAGGGAGUGAUUGCUCAGGAAAUGCACGGGUGAUUUGCGUUGUGGUUUGAGCCUCGUCAGCCGAGAGCACCGCGUUGUCCUGGAGCUGGCUUGGGUCGGGCCGAGGCGGCGCUGACACACAACUGAGAGAUUUUAUACUGUUAGUUUUGGAGUUUAUACCAGUUAGACUGAUAGAAACUACUGAUCAAUAACUCAUAUCCAACCUGUCCACCUGUCUGCAGACCUGUGUGCCUUCUUUGUAAACACUUUCAUGUCUUUUCAAGAGUCUCUUAAUUCAACACACGGAGCUUGGUAGUUCAAAAGCGACACAAGGUGUUUCGGAAUUGACGGCUACUUUUUGGAUUCUUCCUGUUACCAGAAGCAGUCUUCCUUUUUUUUCGUGGGCAAUACCUGUCACUUUAUUGCAGUUAAUCACUUUGACAGACUAAACAGAAGGGGAAACCCUCUGCUUUGCAUUACUGCACCUUCAGUGUGUUCUUAAUCCCCCCGGUGACCCGUUGGGAGUCACGCGGUGCCGUCGUGCACCGUUCCCUCGCUGGGAACAGCAGGAAUUUUUUCCUCCCCGGGGUUUGGGUUUGUGGUGAGCAGGACAGAGGGCAGGUUUUUUUUUCCCUGGCACAGCUCAGUCCAUCCCUGAGUAAGCGUGGCAAGGCGGUGUGUGACACGCCUUCCCCCUCGGCAGCUCCCUGGAAUUUGCACGCUCGGAUAUUUGUGUUUCUCUGGCCUCUCGUCCACGUUCCCUAGGUUUAGGUCCACCAUCCUCCUCCUCCUCCUGCACUGCCUCGAGCUCUACCACCUCCAUUACUGUUUAUAACAGUGUAUUUAUUACCUACUGUACAUACUGUAAUGUUUUGUAAGUUAUUAAUUUAUAUGAAUUAGCAUCGCCUGUCGGCGGCGAUGUUAAUGGGGUAGAAAACUCGGAAUAAGAGUUGCCUUUUUUUCUUGUAACCUUUUGUAUUGCAUAAAGUCCAAGAACCUGAACAUAGCUGAAGAGACAGACACAACCCAGGAAGGGCAUUCGGGUGGCAGCCGCCCGUGGGGAGGGGACACCGCAUCCCAGGGCAGCGAGUUUGGGAAUCUGCCAGGAACGCAGAGAGGGGGAACUGAACAAAGAACUCCCCACGCCCGGGCCGGCUUUUCAAUGUCACAAUGUUCCAAUUUCUGAACAACCCAAUGUGAAUCUCUAUGACAAAACAAAAAUGUGAACUGAUGUAAUAAUUGUGCUGUGAAACUUCCUCUGACAAAGCUUGUCCGGCAUCGUGAGCGGUGUCAAUCUCAGUUUGUAAAAUAUGUUUCAAGCUUUUUGGUCCAACUCGUGACUAAUUAGUUCAUGACAAUAGCACAGUUGUGCAUGAUCAAUGGGUUUGUUUGUCUGUUGAACACUGCAUUGUUCCAGGUGGUUAUUUUAUUGUUCCCCAAAGUUUCACACUAUGUAUGUUAUAGUAUUCUAUAUUGUGUUCAGACGCAUUCUUAAGAGAUUUUUAUAUGAAGUGAAUAAAUGAAAGCAUGACCCAGC